AUGUCCAUAGACAGCCUGAGUGUGAUCUAUAUUGCGAUGGAGUCUGUUAUUGGGAUAUUUGCAGCAGUGGGCAACGCCUUGGCGAUCUGGGCAGUGAAGCUGAACCCAGCUCUGCAGAAGACCACCUUCUUUUACCUCGUUUCCCUGGCACUCGCUGACCUUGCCGUGGGGAUUCUUGUCAUCCCGCUGGCUGUCUUGAUGAGCUGGGGAGUUGUCAUCCAGUUCUGCUCCUGCCUGUUUGUGUGCUGCCUGAUGAUGAUCUUUCCUCACGCCUCGAUCCUGUCUCUCCUGGCCGUCGCAGUCGACAGGUACCUGAGAGUGAAGCUUCCACCCAGGUACAGGGCAGCCAUCAAGAAGAAAAGGGUUUGUGUGAUUCUGGGACUCUGCUGGCUUGUGUCUGUGCUGGUGGGGCUGGUCCCCAUGCUGGGGUGGAACCAGCACACUGACGGCUCCAGCUACGUCGAGUGUCACUAUUUGUCUGUGAUGAGAAUGGAUUAUGUGGUGUAUUUCAGCUUCUUCGCCUGGAUCCUCCUUCCCUUGCUCAUCAUGUGUGUCCUCUACACCGAGAUUUUCUACAUCAUGUAGGCAAAACUAAGCCUGAGCUCAGCAAGUCCCCCAGGAGGAGGAACGGCUUGUGGGAAGGAAUACAAAAUGGCCAAACAUCUGGCCCUCAUCCUCCUCUUGUUUGCGGUGUCCUGGCUGCCUCUGGGCAUCCUGAACUUCAUUUUGUACUUCUGCCUCUCCUGCCCCAUCCCGCAGCCUCUGAUGUACCUGGGCAUCCUGCUGUCUCAUGCCAACUCAGCCAUGAACCCUGCCGUCUACGCCUUCAAAAUGCAGAAGUUCAAAGAAACGUACGCUUCCAUCCUGUGGACCGGAGUUGUGUGCAGAAAAACGCCCGUCUUCAGUGACCCCGUGUCCGUGUGCCUGUGCAGGUGGGGAGACCUGAAGAAACACGUGUCGUCCAUCCCCCCCCCGCCACAC
Leptosomus discolor (cuckoo roller) is the source of this 981-nucleotide messenger RNA. Its product is annotated as adenosine receptor A3. The record is from RefSeq and is a predicted model, not a curated record. NCBI's taxonomy places the organism in Eukaryota, Metazoa, Chordata, Aves, Leptosomiformes, Leptosomidae. Gene Ontology annotation, molecular function: G protein-coupled adenosine receptor activity. Gene Ontology annotation, cellular component: synapse; plasma membrane; dendrite. Gene Ontology annotation, biological process: G protein-coupled adenosine receptor signaling pathway.